Messenger RNA from Trichoplax adhaerens, 777 nucleotides. RefSeq lists its product as uncharacterized. The transcript has 6 exons. The coding region runs from base 1 to 777 and encodes 258 amino acids. Gene Ontology annotation, biological process: gamma-aminobutyric acid signaling pathway; G protein-coupled receptor signaling pathway. Gene Ontology annotation, molecular function: G protein-coupled GABA receptor activity. NCBI's taxonomy places the organism in Eukaryota, Metazoa, Placozoa, Uniplacotomia, Trichoplacea, Trichoplacidae. Gene Ontology annotation, cellular component: membrane; G protein-coupled receptor heterodimeric complex. The record is from RefSeq and is a predicted model, not a curated record.
AUGCAGCAAAUCAUUGCUUUAAUUGGUUUGUACAUUGCUGCGAUAGCUUUACCUAGUGUUCAAGGUUUCAAGCAUAAGACUCUCUAUAUUUCUGGCUAUAUUCCAAUCGAUACUUCAGCAUCCGGUGGUUAUAGUGCUAAAGGAAUGUUGUCUGCUGUUAAAAUGGGAUUUGAAGAUAUUAACAACAGCAGUAAAAUACUACAAGAUUAUCGAUUACAAGUAGAUUGGAGUGAUACUCAUUGCCUGGCCGGUUAUUCUACUUCUCUAUUCAUGAAAGAUAUAGCUCGCAAACCAACUAAGAUUAUGUUGGUUGGAGAUGGAUGUUCUAUGUCGACAGCGCCAAUUGCAGAAACUUGUCCUUAUUAUAAUUUACUAAUGAUAACGUAUAUUGCUGCAUCUCCAAUCUUAAGUGAUAAAAACCGUUACAAAACUUUUUUUCGUAUGGCUCUACCUGAUUCAUCGUAUAAUGGGCCUAGGAUUGCAGUCAUGCAGCGAUUUAACUGGACCCGUAUAGCUACAAUACAUCAGCUUGAAAAUUCUAACUAUUUCUCAUUGAUGACAACUGAUUUAUUAAAUCGUCUGAAGGACAGAAAUUUAACUCAUUCUAUCGUUGCGCUAGAGAGUUUUCGAGAUUCUCCAAGGGAUCAAGUUGAAAAUUUACUAAGAAAAGAUGCUAGAAUAAUUGUGGUUAAUAUGUAUUCAUCCAAAGCCAGACUGGUUUUCUGUUGGAGAUAUGUUUUUAUUCGAUGCGGAAGUACAUGCACCGCUCCCCAAUAA